UUUAAAUUACUAAUUUUUGAAAAAUUUAUAUAUUUAAUAAGAUUAGCAGUUAAAAUUCUUAAUCAAACAGAAGAUUUUAAAUUUAAAAACAAAAAGACUAACUAAAUGAGUGAAAAAGAAUAUUAGGAAAAAAUUGAGUAUCUUGAGUAAUAACUUAAGGCGAAAGAGAAAUAGAUUAGAGAAAAUACAAUUAAAUUUGAAAAGGAAAAAGCUCUGCUAGAAUAAAAGAGUGAAUUUUAUUAAUUGGAGGUAAAAGAGCUGUAAUAAAAGAUUAACUAAAGCGAAGAAUAUAACAAUCUUUUAAUGCAGUUUACAGAAAAAAAAACUCCUUAAGAAGAAAAACAUGAGUAAAUGAUGAAAAAUUUCAAAGCAAAUAUUGAGGAGCUUUAAGAAAAUCAUAAAAAAUAAAUUGAAAGUAAAGAUUUAGAGAUAAAGAAAUAAAAAGAAUAAUAUGAUCAAAUUAUCCAAAAUUUAAAUGAAAAAUUAAAAAAUGAUUUUGAAAACUAGUCAGAAAAAUUUAAAAAGCAAUUAGAAUCAGAAUUACAGCUUUAUCAGUAAAAGAUUGAUAUGUUAAACACUAAUUUAUAGCAGUAAGAUAUAUAAAUCAAGGCUUUGAAGAUGGAAAAUAAAAAUUCGAAAGAAAAUCUUAUUAAACUUUAAGAAAAGGAACUAGAAAAGUUAAAGUAAAUUCACUCAGAUGAGAACAAAUAAGUAUAGGAAAGAUUUGAAUAGCAUAUGAAUCAAAUGAAAAUAAUGUAUGAAAAGCAAGUCAGAAAUUUGGAAGAGUAAAUAGAAAAUGAAAAAAGCAAAAGCAAUCGAUAAGAUAAGGAUUUGUAGUUAAAUUAGGAAGAACUUUAUUAGGAAAUAUACAAUCUAAAGGAAUAAAAAUUGAAAUUAGAAUAAGAAAUGCAACAGAUGACAAAUUAUCAUAAACAAAAAGUAUUUUAGUUGGAAGAGCAUGUCAAAAGCUUAGAAUUAAUUGCUUCUGAGAAGUAGCAAAAUUUUGAUAACAUAGUUAAGCAAAAUGAGGUUAUAUAUAAAAAAUAAAUCAGCUCACUUCAACAAUAAAAUAGUGAAUUAUUAGUUAAACUUGAUGAGCAAGUAAGCAAAACAGUUUAGCUUGAAAAAGGAAAUGAAAAAAAUAAUUAAUUGGUGCAAGAUUGCUAAGAGUUAAUUUCUCAGGAGAGGGAAGAAUUAGAAAGGUUGAGAUAUGAAAAUUCUUUAAAGAAUUAGUACAGUGCUAGAGAACUCACAGAGCUAAAAUCAUCACAACAAUAGAUGAAGAAAGAAAAUAUUGAUCUUAAAAUAUAAUAUGAGCAAUUAAGUGUGCAAUCUUAAGAAAAAGAAAAGCACUUCACUUAACAAAUAAAUGAUCUUAAUUCUAAAAUAAAAUAGGUUACUACUAAAUAUGAAAAUUAAAUUUAGUCAUCUACAAAAGAUCACAAUUAAAAGAUUAACGAUUUUACAGAAAAAUACAACAAAGAAAAGUUGUAGUGGGAAAAAAAUGUUUAAAAACUUGAAAAAAAUUUGAGAGAAGUGGAGAGUGCUUAUGGUAAGCAGCUAUCUUAAGUGGAGAAAGAUUCAUUUAAAUAGAAGGAAUAAAUUUUGAGUUAAAACUAGCAAAUUAUAGCUUAAGAUAAAAAUAUUAGUGAGCUAAUUAAACUAAAAGAUCAGCUUCAUAUGCAGAAUAUAGAAUUAAAAACAACAGUUUAGAAUUUAGAAAAUGAGAUAGAGAAAUUUAAAAAUCUUUCACGCCACUUUUAAGAAAAAUAUAAUCAAUCUGAGCAAGCUUUUAAUACUUAGCAAAUCCUGAACAUUUAGAAAAUUAAUUUCUUAGAAAGCUAAAAGGAGAGGGCUAAAAAGGAUUUGGCUGAUGCCUAAUAAAAAUUUUAAUAAGUUCUAAUAAAAAUGUAGUCUAUUAGAAAUCAAGAUAAGAAUGAAAUUUAAGAAGGAAACAAAACUCUGAUAGAAGCACUUGAAAGAAGAUACGAAUAGAAGAUAAGCGAUUUGAAAAUAGAAUAUGAAAAUUAGAUCAAUAUUUUAGAACAAUAACUAAGGAUUGCUUGCUUAAAAAAUAAUUCACAAUCUUCGUUAUCAAAAGGAUCUGAGAAUAAAUAAAUUGAAGAAAUCAAUGAAUUAUUUGAAAAGAGAAGAUAAAAAGAGCUUUAACUACUUUAAGAUUUAUAAAACUAAAAACAAUAGUAUGAAGAAAAGAUUUCUAAUUUAAAAUUUUAAUAUGAGCAAGAAAUAAAAAAGGUUAAAAAAUAAAAUGAAGAAGAGUUAAACAACUUAAAAAAAACUAUUUCAGACUUAAAUUCUAACUUAUUACAAAAACAAUAGAAAAAAGAGUUGUGUGAGCAAUAAAUUUUGAGCCUAAAUUCACAAAUACAAGAUCUUAAAAAAUAAAUUCUCUCUUAAAAUGGGCAAAAUGGCUCAAUUCAAAGUUCAAACAAUUAAUACAAGGAAAUAGGAGUAAAUGGAAACUAAAUUUAAAGUGAAGAUGCUAGCAAAAAAGGGAUAAUAAGAAAAAGUAUAGACUUUUAAUUGUAUAGCAGUGUUUCAAGUUCAAAUUGCAAUAAUCUUCCUUUAUCAUAUAAUUAUUCUAGCAAUAUAUUGCCAAUAAAAGAUGAUAAAUAUUAGUAGCAAAGACUCUAAGCUCCCAGCAAUGACAAUAACUAGUAUUUGCAGUCAUAAUUUUAGCAGCCUUUCGUUUAUUAAAAUUAAAUUUUGAGAUCAAAUAGUUCUAAUACUAGAUUAACUGAACAAGAAAAUAAAGACAUCAUAAAACCUAUUACUAACUCUUAACAAACUUUAUCAGACUCUGCAAAAAAAUGCCCUAAUUUAAGCUCUCAAGAAUAAUUCAAGUAAUCUCCAAGUACUUAAUACAAUUUAUAAGGCUAAACAUCUUUAAAUGUUGACUAAAUUGUAAACGAAAUAAUGGGUAAAAUAAAGUAAAAUGCUGCACAAGCUUAAUAAACUCAAAACAAAGAAAACCAAGCAUUAUAUUAAUACUAUACUAAUUAAUAUUGA
Tetrahymena thermophila SB210 is the source of this 3030-nucleotide messenger RNA. RefSeq lists its product as hypothetical. The record is from RefSeq and is a predicted model, not a curated record. NCBI's taxonomy places the organism in Eukaryota, Ciliophora, Oligohymenophorea, Hymenostomatida, Tetrahymenidae. The transcript has 4 exons.